Molecule: messenger RNA, 1144 nt
Organism: Adelges cooleyi (spruce gall adelgid)
Lineage: Eukaryota; Metazoa; Arthropoda; Insecta; Hemiptera; Adelgidae
Gene: EMC5
Product: ER membrane protein complex subunit 5
Exons: 3
Coding region: 159-473 (104 amino acids)
Cellular component (GO): EMC complex; Golgi apparatus; early endosome
Source: RefSeq, a predicted model, not a curated record
UAAUUAAUCAAUUCAGAGUUAUUAAUUCUGACGACAGACUAUUGUCGAUUUGUUUUCCUGUGGUUUACAUAUUUUUAGAAUUAGAUUAACACAUUAUAAAAAAUAGAAAUUGUUUCGUGAGAGAUCAGAAUCGAAUUACAACAAAACAAUUAGUUGAAAUGUUUAACGUAUACAAUUACAUUAUUUUGUUUGGAAUUAUUUCAUUACUGCAUGCUGCCUACUCUGCCGCACAACACCGAUCAUACUUACGAAUCACAGAGCAAGAGUUUGAUGGUCUACCUAUUGAUAUAUUUGCUCAAGGUGUAAUUAGCCUCUUUGUAUCCAUGUAUGGAAUUCUAUAUUUGGCUGGUGAAUUCAAAGAAGUAAGAGCGAUCGAAGAGCUAGAGUCCAAAACAUGGGAAACCUUACAUAAUGCACCGUCAUUUUAUAUCUUCAAUCAUAGAGGGAAAGCACUGUAUUCAAAUGAAUUGUAAUUAAAUGGGGUUUAAUAGAGCAUUGCUGCACUUGCAAAUGUAAACUUUGCAAGUAUAAGGUUAUGGAAUAAAAAUUAUUGUACGAGAAGAUUUCAACAAAUGUUUAGCAUAUUUUGAUACUCAUAAUAUAGCCAAUAUUAUGCAAUGUAUAUAAAUUAAGUUUUAUUACUAUAGUCGUUCUAUGCAAUGCUGUGUAUACAUUUGUACAAUCCAUAUGCUGUAUAAUAUAUUAAUUAUAUACCUAUGUAUUUUAACAGAUAGUUUAUUAGUUGUCAUGCAUCAAUGUUUUUUUUUUUAACUUUUAAAAUAAAACUUCAAAGUUAAGUUGAGUUUUACAUUAGCCUCUAAAAAUGUAAAUCAUGAACUUUUUUUUUUUUGUAGACAUUUUUUAAAUUAAUAAAAAUACCAAUCAAAAUAAAAACAAGUAAAACAAUUGCUGGAUUAUUGUAUUUUGUACUCGCUAUACAGUAUACAUAAUUAGGGUUUAAGUGUCAUUUUAAAAAUCUGAAGAGUGUUUUUUUUGUACAUAGAUAUGUAAAUAUGUUAUACAAUAUAAAUAUAUCAGGAAGGACUUAAAAUUAUUAAAUUUGUAAGACACUUUAACAGAUAGGUAUCAAUUAAUAAAUGUUCACAAAAAAAAAAAAAAAUACUACAGUUGAGGAGGUAGUGGA